Molecule: messenger RNA, 872 nt
Organism: Cuscuta campestris
Lineage: Eukaryota; Viridiplantae; Streptophyta; Magnoliopsida; Solanales; Convolvulaceae
Source: the annotation of a GenBank genome assembly
GUUACUCGGGGUUAGGUUCUAGGUUUGGGUCAGAGUUUUUCUUUUCUUGGGAGUGAGUUUUGGGUUUAGAUCUGCAUUUUAGGCUUUGGUAGAUCAGAGCUGGGCUUGGAUCAUGAUUUUACAUUCUCCAUUAGUUAAAGUAGGUUGCUGGCUAGGAGGAUAUUGAGUGACAGUGCAUGCGACUGAGUUUAAUGGAAACAUGGUUGGGAGGGGUGGAAGUACGGGGCUGGAUAAGGGGCAUGGACUUGCCAUCUUCCCUGGUCUUGGCAGCAAAGACAAAUGCUUUCAAGCAUCCAGCAUUCCAGAUCCCGUCCAGAGAAACCAGCAGAUUCUUUUGCAGCAACCAUUACCACCCCGUGUUGCACCCAAUAGUCUACUGCCCGGACACACAUGCAUCAUUCGUUUGAACCAGCACCAAGCUGCUCCUCUGCCUGGUGGGGGUGCUGCAAUGUCCACUGCAGCCAUUGCCCGGCCGCAUGUGCCUUCAAGUGCAACUAAUUCUGCUGUGGGUGGACUGGUUUUUGGUGCUGGUUCUUCGGACUCGUUUUAAGGCCUUAUUUUGGGCAGUUUAAGGUUGAACUUUACACCAACUACAGGGACUGAGCAAACCAUUAUGGAUGUUUGUGCAAAGUUUUUGUAGCCCAAGGAAGAAUUCUGGCCAGAUUUUGAGUCUAAAAAUCUGUAGCACAUCAGAUUUUUAAGUUAUGCAAUGAGCACAUUGGAGGGACGUACCCCCUGAAUGUGAAGAUGAAUUGAAGCCUAAAGUUGGCAUGUUUUUAUUGGUCUGAAUAUGGAUGAGACUUUUAUAAAAGGGAACAACGGACCUAAGAAAGAGAGGCUUGAAGACGGAAGAAGAAAUGGAGAAUAGCGAU